Molecule: messenger RNA, 2216 nt
Organism: Zalophus californianus (California sea lion)
Lineage: Eukaryota; Metazoa; Chordata; Mammalia; Carnivora; Otariidae
Gene: OSR1
Product: odd-skipped related transcription factor 1
Exons: 4
Coding region: 621-1424 (267 amino acids)
Biological process (GO): regulation of transcription by RNA polymerase II; urogenital system development; embryo development
Cellular component (GO): nucleus
Molecular function (GO): DNA-binding transcription factor activity, RNA polymerase II-specific; RNA polymerase II transcription regulatory region sequence-specific DNA binding
Source: RefSeq, a predicted model, not a curated record
GUGAGUCGGAGCUCGGUCUCUCCCCAGCAAGUUCUCAGCCGCUCCCGGUUCAGACCCAACCAGGGAGCCGCGAGCGGGGCUCACCAUCCCCCGAAGGGCAGCACUCCGGGGCAGUCGAGCGCUCCCGCGCGUGUCGGGCGCUCCGAGUCCCCGCAGCCGGAGAGGGGCCAGGACUCUAGAGCUCCGGGGGUGCCUGUGGAAUCCAGCGCCUCUGGCUUCCCGGGUCCCCCGCAGCGGAGCCCCAGAGACUUCCCCAGCCCGGGACCGCCGAGGAACAAGUUGACCGCCUGAAACCGGAUCGUGCAUUUCGCCCAUUCUUGGUACUAGUGUAAGGAGCCACGUUUCGAACGAAUUUCGUCCCCGGGAAAGUCGUUGGCGAGAGCCUGGGGAGCCCUGGCCUCGGAAUGCGGCAGAACAUAAGAAACUGGCUGCGCUGCUGAAGAAAAUAAAUUGAGUGUUGGGGGAAACAAGAUCGGGCAGAUAGCCCGGAAAGGUUGGCUCCCAAGAGCAGUGAUGGCUGCAAACGCCCCCUCCCCCUACGGAGCCGCAGGUCCUCUGGGCUCCUGGGGGUAGGCGAGGAAAGGCCAGAUUGAGAUCAAGAACCCACUGCAACUACCACAAUGGGCAGCAAAACCUUGCCAGCGCCGGUGCCCAUACACCCAUCCCUGCAGCUCACCAACUACUCCUUCCUUCAGGCAGUGAAUGGCCUGCCCACGGUGCCCUCGGACCACCUGCCCAACCUGUAUGGUUUCAGUGCCUUGCACGCCGUGCACCUGCACCAGUGGACGCUGGGCUACCCCGCCAUGCACUUGCCGCGCUCCUCUUUCUCCAAAGUGCCGGGCGCCGUGUCCAGCCUGGUGGACACGCGCUUCCCACUGCCUGCCUUUCCCUGGUUUCCUCAUGUAAUCCAGCCUAAGCCUGAGAUCACCGUUGGAGGCAGCGGCCCCUCCGCACUCAAGACCAAGCCACGCUUUGAUUUUGCCAACCUGGCUUUGGCUGCCACGCAGGAAGAUCCAUCCAAGCUUGCCCGGGGGGAGGGUCCUGGGUCCCCCGCUGGUGGGCUGGGUGCUCUCCUGGAUGUAACCAAGCUGUCCCCAGAAAAGAAGCCCACAAGGGGACGCCUGCCUUCCAAGACCAAGAAGGAGUUCGUCUGCAAGUUCUGUGGCCGCCACUUCACCAAGUCCUACAACCUCCUUAUCCAUGAGCGGACACACACCGAUGAGCGGCCCUAUACCUGUGACAUCUGCCACAAAGCCUUCCGGAGGCAAGACCACUUACGGGACCACAGAUAUAUUCACUCCAAAGAGAAGCCUUUCAAGUGUCAGGAGUGUGGGAAAGGAUUCUGCCAGUCCAGGACUCUCGCUGUCCACAAGACGCUACACUCACAGGUGAAGGAGCUCAAAACCUCCAAGAUCAAAUGCUAAAGAGAGCCUCCGGGUCACCAGCACCCUGGGUCACGCUGCCCCUUCCUCCAGAGGGACCUGAAGCCGAAGGCGACUCCGGCGGGCAGCGGGAGGGGUUCCCGGGACCUUUCCCUAUCCCAAACUUGUCCCCUGGGUCCCGGGCGCACGCGGAACUCGAGAGCCCCGCCCCGAGCCGUGACCCCAGCCACCCGGGCGGCUCCCCCAGGACGCGGCUAAAGUCUUGGCCAAAAGGCGGUACUCACGUGGCGGAAGGGAAACUGCAUUUAAAAAAAGAAGGAAAGCUCCGCGGAGCCGCAGCGGCGCCUCUCCCAGAAGUAUUACUUUUUCUAUUGUUAUUUUAUACGUUUUCUUUAUUAUUUUUUUUUCUUUGACUAUAUAAGCUUGUAACUCUGCCUGCGGAGAGAGAGGGGAGAGGGAAAGAAGUUCUGCGCGUUCGCAGCUUUCACCCCCUCCUCCCGUCCCCAUCCCCACCCCCGGGAGCCUGCAAAAGUGUAAUCCAUGUAUCUGCUUCAGCAGCCCGGCCCUGGGACCGCGGCGCCGCGGAUGCUCCGUUCGUGCGGCGCCGCGCGGCCGCGGGUCGUUGGCCCUCGGACUCAGACGGCGGGGCGGGGGGCCUGGGGCCCUGGGGCUGGAGGGGGCCCGGCCUCCCGCGCCCCUGCUCCGCCGCCCAGUCACCACGAGCGAGCAGCCGGCUAGGAGCAGGGCGUUGUAUUGCGAUUGGCACUUUAUGCUGACCAUCGGUAACGGACAUUUAUCACUGGAGUUUUUUAAAAUAUGAAAUAAACGGUUAUU